UUCCACACUUCAAUCCAUAUCGUUGUAGUCGAUCCGCUCACUCGGAGAGCCACAUUGGAUGUACAUACGUUUAUCUUUGCUACGUCAUCUUUUUAUUGAAAAUCUGUGAAAAUCUUACAAAAAUAGUAAAGAGCAGCGACUAUAUUAGCUUUAAGAUGAUUACCGAUGUACAAUUGGCAAUAUUCUGCAACAUCCUAGGAGUUGCGCUAUUUUUCUUAGUAUUCAUCUUCCACUAUAUAAAUGCGAAUUACACGAAAUGAAGAAUGGAGAACUGUGUCAUGCGAAAAAGUCUGCUUAAUGUAAUCUAACCUAUAUACGUUAUUGCAUCAAUUGCGAUUUGUAUGAUCUGUCACAUUUAAUCCAAUAAAGUAUCCAAUAUGUUAUUUUAUAACUUGAAAA
Molecule: messenger RNA, 399 nt
Organism: Acromyrmex echinatior (Panamanian leafcutter ant)
Lineage: Eukaryota; Metazoa; Arthropoda; Insecta; Hymenoptera; Formicidae
Product: dolichyl-diphosphooligosaccharide--protein glycosyltransferase subunit 4
Source: RefSeq, a predicted model, not a curated record